Molecule: messenger RNA, 2260 nt
Organism: Punica granatum (pomegranate)
Lineage: Eukaryota; Viridiplantae; Streptophyta; Magnoliopsida; Myrtales; Lythraceae
Source: RefSeq, a predicted model, not a curated record
CCGUCUCCCUCCUAGCUCGCCUUCUUUUGGUUGUCAAUGGCGGCAACAAUCCAUGUACGCCGCUGCGCCCUCCUUCGCAGCUCUCCCUCCGUCAUACACUCCGGCCGCCCUCUUUCCUCUCCGAAGCCAUUUCACAGCUCUCGCCUCCUCGCUUCGGUGGGUGCUCCGCUCCCGUCGGCCCAGCCCCCUUUCCAAUCCAACCGCUUCUUUUCCGCUAGUUCAGCUGGGGAGCAUUCCCAGCUCUGGGGAACCGGCCAGUCGACGACAGCAAGGAGUGAGCACGAUGGUUGCACCAGCUCAGGGCUUAGUGAUGCUGCUCAGGAUGUUUUGAGCAGCGUCGCUGAUGACGGACCAAUUCUUCCGGUGAACGUCCUGAUAUCGCUUCUCGAUCGUUGCCAUGAUCUCUCAGGCUUGCCCUGGUGGGUGGUGAUUGCAUCCUCCACCAUGGCGAUGAGGAUUGCUCUGCUCCCUGUGCUUGUCAUUCAACUAAGAAAACUGAAGAGAAUCGCCGAGUUAACGCCAAAAUUGCCUCCACCUCUGCCGCCGCCUUUCUCAGGAAGGAGUUACUUGGACCACAUUAUUCUUUUCCAGAGGGAGCGGCGAGCUUCUGGGUGCCCCUCGUUGCUGUGGAUGCUUUCAUCCUUUUCUGUACAGGUCCCAUGCUUUCUUUUAUGGGUAGCUACAAUCCGAAAGAUGUCAUUGGACAAUCAUACUGGAUUUGAUAGUGGUGGAAUAUUGUGGUUUCAAAAUUUGACGGAGAAUCCUCGUAGUGUUUUGGGUUCCAUGUUUCCAUUGCUGAUUGGAGUUUUGCAUUAUACGAAUGUACAGAUUUCCUUUUCAAGACUGCUGGCUCGUGAAAAUCCUUAUCUCAUUGACUUACUUGCAAAAGCCUACAAGAAGUAUUUGGAUUUGAUAACAUUCCCAAUCAUAUGUAUUGGUUUCUGCAUACCCCAGGGAUCUUUAGUCUAUUGGGUAACCAAUGCAACAGUAAGUGUUGUCCAGCAAAUAUCUCUCAGGCAUCCCACAAUUCAAAUGAAGCUGGGUUUGCCAAAGGAGGAUAUUCUUCCCGAAAGGGAUCCAUACUCUGACCAGAUGGUGACAUCUGAAAUAACCUUUCUAGGUUCAGAAACAACGCAAAAAGAAACUUCUGAACAGGAUUUGUCUCCCAGGGAGUUGCUUGCUCUAUCACUAAAACUAACAUCUGAAGGGAACCGAGAUCGAGCAAUUUCAUUGCUAAAAAUGGCACUUAAAAACGACCCUGACUAUAUUACAGCAAUGAUCAUUCUGGGACAGACUCUGUUGCAAAGAGAGGAGCCAGAAGAAGCUGCCCUAUAUUUAGAGGGUGCUAUUUCCAAGUUAUUUCGUGUUAGCUAUCUAACGGAAGCUGAGUAUCUAUAUCUUUUAAUGGUUGCAUCUCAAUGGGCAGGCGUCGCUUAUAUACAGCAGUCUAAGUACGCUCAAGGAAUAAUACAUCUUGAAAGAAUUGCAUUGUUGAAGGAGCCCAAGGAACCGAAGAGCAAAGCCGAUUAUUAUGAAGGGUUGGUGUUGCUGGCAAGUGCCUUGUUCAAAGAAGGUCGUAGGGCUGAAGCUGCAAAGUAUCUGCGACGAGCUGCAGCUUACGAUUCUCGUUAUGAUCAACUGCUAGAACAAUGUGAGAAGGAAACUCAGAACUUUGUCAGGGAUCUCGUUAACAGCAGGAGAGGGGACUACUGAAUGGAUAGUCUUCCAAGGGCAGCUCUGCACGUCCGAUGUAACAAUAAAGACCAAAUCAAGCAGGCGUUCCUGGGAGGUUAGAGGUGAGACUGUAAAUAUGAUUACUGUGGAUAGUUCUCUACUGUAAUUAAGUAGAUCUUUUCCUUGGCGUGGCUGGGCCAUCCUGGACUUGAACCAGAGACCUCACCCUUGAAGUAAAUCACCGCACCUAUGGUCCAACCAAUUGGGAGAGAAUCAAUAGAUUCCUUUUCGGGAGCUAUUCAUCCUUCCCAAACGCAGCAUACAACUCUUGGUUGCACUGCGCUCUCCAAGUUAAUUCUUUUGAAUAACCAGUUACACUAAAGGAUGUGGUCAAUAUGGCUAGAACCACACCUGUAACCCACGUUAAUUCAAGAGGUUUUUUAAAACUGCGGGUCAGGUUAGAUAAAAUUGAAGUUCUUGUCAUUAGUCCCAAAGAUUUCAAAUUAUGUAAAUCUAUAUUUGUUACCAAAAUAUUGAAAAAAAAAGGAAAUAAAGGAUGCUUGGGAAAUUGUGGCUUUAAAUGUCA